GCACGAGAGCCUGGUGUUUUUCCACUCUCUCCGUUAUUACAUGCGCUCCCAUAUAAGACAGAAGUCGGGGGGAGAGGGCGUAAUGAUUAUUUCUCUUGCUUUGUAGCCUCACCACAAGAAAGAAGACAAAAGAACAAGAGACUCGGACAGACUUGAGCAAUAAAUUGCAUUGUCAGUAUGGCACAGAAGGAGAAGUUGCAGUGUCUCAAAGACUUCCAUAAGGACACAUUGAAGCCGUCUCCUGGCAAGAGUCCCCGCACGCGUCCGGAAGACGAGGCGGAGGGCAGAGCGCCGCAGCGGGAGAAAUGGGCCAGCAAGCUGGAUUUCGUGCUCUCUGUGGCCGGAGGUUUUGUUGGUUUAGGCAACGUUUGGCGUUUCCCGUACCUCUGCUACAAGAAUGGCGGAGGUGCAUUUCUCAUCCCCUACUUCAUAUUUCUGUUUGGCGGAGGGUUGCCUGUCUUCUUUCUGGAGGUGGCGCUCGGCCAGUUCACCUCUGAGGGAGGAAUCACCUGCUGGGGGAAACUCUGCCCCAUUUUCACUGGUGAGACAAAUAGAUGCAUCAAG
Molecule: messenger RNA, 564 nt
Organism: Pimephales promelas (fathead minnow)
Lineage: Eukaryota; Metazoa; Chordata; Actinopteri; Cypriniformes; Leuciscidae
Source: RefSeq, a predicted model, not a curated record